Thunnus maccoyii (southern bluefin tuna) is the source of this 2318-nucleotide messenger RNA. It is a transcript of the gene ankmy2a, whose product is annotated as ankyrin repeat and MYND domain containing 2a. Gene Ontology annotation, molecular function: protein binding. Bases 156 to 1430 code for a protein of 424 amino acids. The transcript is spliced from 10 exons. NCBI's taxonomy places the organism in Eukaryota, Metazoa, Chordata, Actinopteri, Scombriformes, Scombridae. The record is from RefSeq and is a predicted model, not a curated record.
CGCAGUGGUACAUUCCAAAUGACAGCUCGACCUGAGCUAGCCUUCAUGCCCGAGCAUCAGCAGUCAGUCACAUCCACGGAAAACGUGUUUUAACCAGGAGCCACGCGUUUUAUUUGUGCCGUUAUAGUCCGCUUAUAAAACUAUUAAUCAGCAACAUGUCGGCUCCUAAGAAGGGAGAUUUGUCUUCAAGCGAAAAGGAAUUGUUUGAGGUUAUCACUGCAGGAAACGUUCAAGAAGCCUCAAGACUGCUGGGCUGUAAGGAUGUUCGGGUCAACUGUUUGGAUGAGUACGGGAUGACCCCUCUCAUGCACGCUGCUUAUAAAGGAAAAGCAGACAUGUGCAAGCUGCUGUUGCAACACGGGGCGGACGUGAACUGCAACGAACACGAGCACGGAUACACAGCGCUGAUGUUCGCAGGCCUGUCAGGGAAGACUGACAUCACGUGGAUGAUGUUGGACGCCGGGGCGGAAACAGACGUGGUCAACUCUGUCGGAAGGACGGCCGCGCAAAUGGCUGCAUUCGUCGGGCAACACGACUGUGUCACCGUGAUCAACAACUUCUUCUCCCGCGCCAGACUGGACUACUACACCAAACCCCAGGGUCUGGAGAAGGAACCCAAGCUGCCGCCAAAACUGGCCGGACCCCUCCACAAGGUCAUCAUGAGCACCAACCUGAACCCUGUCAAGAUGGUGAUGCUGGUGAAGGAGAACCCCCUGCUGGCGGAGGCGGAGGCUCUGGAUAAAUGCCGCCGGGUGAUGGAGCUCAUCUGCGAGAAGUGCAUCAAGCAGCAGGACAUGAACGAGGUGCUGGCCAUGAAGAUGCACUACAUCAGCUGCGUGCUGGGGAAAUGCGCCUCCUUCCUCAAGGACCGCGAGGACAAGCUGGACGGCCUUAUCAAGAGUUUGCUGAAGGGUCGGGACAGCGACGGCUUCCCGGUGUACCAGGAGAAGUUUCUCAGAGAGUGCAUCCGCAAGUUCCCCUACUGUGACGCUACUCUGCUGCAGCAGCUGGUCCGCAGCAUCGCUCCCGUGGAGAUUGGUAACGACCCCACAGCUCUGUCAGUGCUGACUCAGGCCAUCACAGGUCAGGUCGGCUUCAUGGACGCGGAGUUCUGCACCUCGUGUGGAGAGAAAGGAGCCGAGAAGAGAUGCUCUAUAUGUAAAAUGGUGAUCUACUGUGACCAAGUCUGCCAGAAGAUGCACUGGUUCACCCACAAGAAAGUUUGCAAGAAGCUCCAAGAGCAGAGAGAGAAACAAGAGGCAGAAGCCGCCAAACUGAGGCUGCAGCAGAGCAAAGAGGAGAGUUCAGCAGCGCAGGAGGCCACAAACUCCAUGGAGAAGCUCUCAGUGGAGACCAACAGCGAAGCCGCCCCGUCAGACACUGCAGCGGAAACCCCAAACCCCGCCCCCAUCCCAGCCGCUGACAACUGAAGAACGUCAGCAGCCGCCUGUCCCAGAAUACAUCCAUGCACCCACAAACAGAGAGCGAACUGGCAGUGAGACUGAAAGCCAGACAAGGACUGGUCCAGCAGGAGAUAAGAACCCAUAUUUAUUAUUGACAUGAGAUUGCCGCCAAGGCAGAGGAGACACUACGAGGAAGGUUUGUGCCACAGCGGUCAUCUUUUUUGUCAUUUUUAUAUGUUAAUUUUUCAGAUGAUAUAAUGUCAUAUGUGUGUGUGAAAAUUAUAUAGGCUGGCGUGUUUGUGGUAGAGGUCACUGGGAGGAAUUUUAAGUGAAGAUGUGAAGAGCUAGAUGUUCACAUCAACCAUGAAACUGUAAUGUAAUUCUGCCUUAAGAAACUGUAGCAAACCUGUGUGCGAAGGAAGUGACUGUGUAGCCAAUCAGAGCAGUUCUUUGCAAAGAAUAUACUUGAUUUGUUAACGGGGACGUUCUUUUGUACUGACUGAACCUCAUUGUGGACGUUGAGUGGAUAGAGGGGCUGCACAAUAUUGACCAAAAAAUGUAUAUUUUAAAUAUUAUAACAAGACAUGACUUUAUUUGUAUUUUUCACCAUCUAAAAGGUAGUUUUAAAAACAUGUGUGGAUGGUGGAAGAUGAUGCUUAUGCUCAGGUUUUUUCAAAUUAUAACAAACUGAAAGUUUUCUCCCGAAGUGCAACAUCCGUUUUGUUGAUGAAGGAUUCUACACAGCACAAAAAAAACCCGCAUCAUCAGUACUGAUGUUCUUCAGUUUAUUGUGCAACAUGAACGGACAGAGAAGUCACACAUAAGGCUUUGUUUGUCCUGAACGCUGAUGGCUUCUACAGUGUCAAACAAAUUUAUCUUAAUCAUGUUAAAUAAAGACCAGCUUCAUCAAAUCAA